This is a messenger RNA of Paraphaeosphaeria sporulosa, 4917 nucleotides long. RefSeq lists its product as uncharacterized. Gene Ontology annotation, cellular component: endoplasmic reticulum. The transcript is spliced from 4 exons. Gene Ontology annotation, molecular function: UDP-glucose:glycoprotein glucosyltransferase activity. NCBI's taxonomy places the organism in Eukaryota, Fungi, Ascomycota, Dothideomycetes, Pleosporales, Didymosphaeriaceae. The record is from RefSeq and is a predicted model, not a curated record. The coding region runs from base 278 to 4795 and encodes 1505 amino acids.
CGAGCAACGAGAUCGCCACCUGAGAAGCCGACGAACACAAACCCCUCUCCGUAAUUACUUCCUCUUGCUUGCCUUGCAUACUCACGCUCCUUCAGGCACCCUGCACGCGCCCCAAUGCAGCGCUGAAGCCCCCGAGCACUGGGCCCGAAAGCUAUACGUUGCAACAUCUUUUUCACACCGGGAGCUGCUCACGCACCACCACCGCCGACUCUCCGCUUGCUGGCCUCGCCGAGAGCAUUUACGGAGCUCCGCGCAGCUUCACACAUCUUCUGGCGCGAUGCGGGCGCUCAAUGGGCUGCUGGGUGCGCGGGGUCUGGUGCUGCUGAGCGCGUCGAGCCUCGUGCGUGUCCUCGCGGGACCGACGGUUAACGUUGCGCUGAGGGCGAGCUUCAACGCUGCGCCAUACCUUGUGGAGCUGUUAGAAACCGCCGCAGAAGAGAAUGCUACCGCGUACUUCCCCCUCCUCGACCGCAUAGCAGACGGCUACUUCGACGCCGCGAAUUCGGACAGGGAGCUGUUCGGGUCGUUUGUGGAGCUAUUGCAGACUGAGGGGCAUAUCGCGGAUCCCGAGACGCUGUCGUCGUUCCAGUUUGCGCUGUCGGUGCGGUCCGCUGCCCCGCGGAUAGAGGCACACUACCAGUUCUACAACACGUCGGUGGAGCCGUCGUUGCAGGGCGAGCAGGGCCCGGAGUGUGAGACAUGGGUCGCGUUUGGGGGCAAGCAGUAUUGCUCUCCGCAGCUGGAGGACAGCCACGGGAGUGUCAAGGGCGAGCGGUCGUAUGAACUGCCCUUCGACCGAAUACUGGGUAACAGCUCGCAUGUGCUCCCCGCGAUUCUCUACGCCGACAUUACCGCCCCUGCGUUCGCCAAAUUCCACAAGACGCUGAGCAAGACUGCGCAGGAGGGGAAGACGUCGUACCGCGUACGCCACAAACCGUCUCCGAAUGCGUCGAAGACCCCGCUCGUGGUGAAUGGAUACGGCGUUGCGCUGCAGCUGAAGCGGACCGACUACAUUGUCAUCGACGACCGGGCGCCUGCCGAGCAGGGCGAGAAGCAGACGUCACUGGACGCGGAGCUCAACGAUGACGCAGACGUGUCGGACCUGAAGCCCCUCGCCAAGGACGAGGUUGCAGAUCUGGGUGUGAAAGCCGCGAGCUUCGUCAUGAAGAGCGACAACCCCAUGGACACGCUGUUGAAGCUCGUCCAGGACUUCCCCAAGUACUCGUCCGCCAUCGUGGCCCAUAAUGCGUCGGACCAGUUUGUCGAGGAACACGAACACAACCGCAUGCAGCUCCUCCCUGCUGGUAUGAACAUCUUGUGGAUCAACGGUGUGCAAGUUCCGGUCCGCGACAUCAACCCCUUUGCUCUCCUGGAGCACCUUCGCCGAGAGCGCGGUCUCAUCAAUGGCGUGCGCAGCCAGGGCCUUUCUGGCCCCGAUGCCAUCGCCCUACUCUCGCACUCGGCCAUAACGGAAACGCAGUCAGAGGACGAGCCCCAGCGCUACGACUUCCGCGACGAGCUCGAAGGCGGCAACGUUAUCGUCUGGAUGAACAACAUCGAGAAGGACUCCAGGUACGACAGCUGGCCCUCGCAGACCCAGGCCUUGCUGCAGAGGACGUACCCAGGACAGUUGCCAUCAGUCCGUCGAGAUAUCCAUAAUGCUAUCGUGCCGGUUGAUUUCACGGCCAAGGACGAUGUCGUUAUGGUUAUCGAGACGGUGAUGAGCUUGAUCAAGCGUGGCAUUCCAAUCAGAUGGGGUCUCGUCCCGUCGACCAAGACCCAAGGGGCUGCUGACCAGGCGAAAGUCGUCUAUCAUCUUCUUGAUAGCUAUGGUCUGAGCACUUUAACCAGGUACCUCGAUGCUUCGCUCGAAUCAAAGAAGCUGGCUCAGCCCGACAAAGCCGUGUUCGACGCCACCGUCAAAGACGCUACUCUCCGCGCCGAACGUGACGCCCUCAGUUUCGCCGACGUACUGAGCUCAGAGGGUGUUGCACAGCGCGUGGAAGCUGCUCAGAAGUACCUCGCACGUCUGGCCGCCGACGGACCAAGCGCUCCUAUCUUCAUCAACGGCGUGGCAAUCGGAAGAGAUGAGGCCUGGCUCCAGUACAUCAGUCAACGUAUCGGUACGGAUCUUCGCCAGAUCCAGCAGCUCGUCUUUGAAGACGCACUGAACGACGAUAGCUGGAUCCCGCAGUACUUUCUCUUCCAGGCCGCUACCAAGCGCAAUCCGCUCAUCAUCCCGGAGAACGAGAAGAACAUCACGCUCAUCGACAUGGCCGAGUUUGAGGAGAAGCAUGGCGCGGUCUUCAACGUGUUGCCGCGCGUACAGGCUGCGGAGUCCGCCAGCAAGGAGGAUUGGGCCCAUGUUACCCUGGUCGGAGAUUUCGACUCGGACUCUGGAUUGGUUCUGCUCAAGUCGGUGGCCCAAUACCGCGAGGAGAACCCGAAUGUUGAAGUCGUACUUCUACAUAACCCACAGGCUAGCGCCGAGACGUCUAGCGCUUCGGAAGAUAUCCUUGAGGCAUGGGUCAAAUCGCUUCAUGAUCUUAGCAUCGAGCGGCUGCAGGAAAUCGUGGGACAAGAGCCUAGCUUCUCGCCUGCUUUGGCCAAUGCGACACUCUUCUGGAAGACUGCACAGCCUAUCUAUGACGCGCUUGGUCUCCAGCCUGGACAGCACGCCAUUUUGGUCAAUGGUCGCUUUGUCGGACCUAUCUCGAAGGAGAACUCCUUCUCCAAGUCUGAUGUCGAAGCAUUGGUCAGCUAUGAGAUGAAGAAGCGCAUCGAGCCGCUCAGCAAGGCACUCAAGUCGCUUGAGCUGACGGACAAGGUCAAAUCUCCGCUCGAUGUCGCCAAAAUCCAGUCGCUGGUCGCGCUCUCCACGGUCUCGGAUGUUCCGGAGGGCAUCUUCGAGUCUGCAUCUACCCUCAGAACCGACCGAUACAAGGAGUGGAACGAUGCUCAUACGGCAAUCGUGAAAGGCGACAACAACACAGCCAUCAUCCAAGUUGUUGCGUCCAUCGACCCCGCAACUGAACUGGCACAGAAAUGGGUGCCCAUCUUAAAGACGCUGUCGGAUAUGGACGGUGUUCACCUGAAGCUAUUCCUCAACCCCAAGCAGAUGCUUUCCGAACUUCCCGUGAAGCGAUUCUACCGCUACCUGGUCGACUCCAAGCCCUCUUUCAACGAGGAUGGCUCUGUUGACAGCUUGGAAGCCCACUUUUCCGGCAUUCCCAAGGAAGCGUUGCUCAAUCUGGGCAUGGACGUUCCGCCGUCCUGGCUUGUCGCACCAGAGGAGUCCAUCCACGAUUUGGACAACAUCAAGCUCAGCUCUUUGCCUGCAGGUUCCAACAUUGAUGCUAUCUACGGCCUUGAAAGCAUUCUCAUCGAAGGUCAUUCACGCGACACGAGCAAUGGCGGGCAGCCACCUCGCGGUGCUGAGGUUGUCCUUGCAACCGAGAAGGACCCGCACUUUGCUGAUACCAUCAUCAUGGCUAACUUGGGCUACUUCCAGUUCAAAGCCAACCCGGGAUUCUACAACAUUCAUCUCAAGGCUGGCCGCAGCUCCGAGAUCUUCAGCUUCGACAGCGCCGGCCCCGCUGGCUGGGCACCGGUAUCUGGUGACGAGACCAGCGAAAUUGCACUGAUGUCCUUCCAAGGCCUGACGCUGUUCCCGCGCCUGUCCCGAAAGCCAGGCCAAGAGACCGCCGACGUCCUCGCCGCAGAUGACUCCCUCGCGGUCGAACUCAUGGAAAAGGGCACACAGAAGGUCAACAAGCUUCUCAGCAAGGUCGGGCUCGGCUUCAACGCCGACAAGGCCAUCAAGAAGGGCGCCUCCCUCUUCCAGUCUUCCAAAUCCUCCGGCAAGGGCGUGCAAGCCGACAUCAACAUCUUCUCCGUCGCGUCGGGCCACCUCUACGAGCGCAUGCUUAACAUCAUGAUGCUCUCGGUCAUGAAGCACACCUCGCACACGUUCAAGUUCUGGUUCAUCGAGCAGUUCCUCUCACCCUCCUUCAAGUCGUUCCUCCCGCACAUGGCCGCCGAGUACGGCUUCGACUACGAAAUGGUCACGUACAAGUGGCCGCACUGGCUGCGCGCGCAGUCGGAGAAACAGCGCGAGAUCUGGGGCUACAAGAUCCUCUUCCUCGACGUGCUGUUCCCACUCGACCUCGACAAGGUCAUCUUCGUAGACGCAGACCAGAUCGUGCGCACGGACAUGUAUGAGCUUGUGGAGUUCGACCUCGAGGGCGCGCCGUACGGCUUCACCCCGAUGUGUGAUAGCCGCACCGAGAUGGAGGGCUUCCGCUUCUGGAAGACAGGCUACUGGGCCAACUUCCUGCGCGGUCGCCCCUACCACAUCUCGGCCUUAUACGUCGUCGACCUCGUGCAGUUCCGCCGCCUAGCCGCGGGCGACCGUCUGCGCCAACAAUACCACUCCCUCUCCGCGGACCCGGCCUCACUUUCCAACUUGGACCAGGAUCUGCCCAACAACAUGCAGUUCAAUCUCGAGAUCAAGUCCCUGCCGCAGGAGUGGCUGUGGUGCGAGACGUGGUGCAGCGACGACAGUUUGGGCGCUGCGAAGACGAUUGAUCUCUGUAAUAAUCCGAUGACGAAAGAGCCGAAGUUGGAGAGGGCGAGGAGGCAGGUGCCCGAGUGGAAUGUUUACGAUGAGGAGGUUGCUGCAUUGGCGAGGAGGGUGAGGGGGGAGAGCAGGGAGGAGAAGGUGGAUGUGCAGGAGGAGUUGCAGAAUGAGGAGAAGAGGAAGGCCGAUGAAGCUAGGAAGAGGGACGAGUUGUAGCGGGGUUGAUGGUGAGGUCAAGGUACGUUCGAGGGUGGUGGCGUUGUGGAGAUGAUGGUUUGACUUGAUUUGGGCACGUCUAGACGAUGUUGAUGAUAGACUAUGUAGCGUUUGUGUUAUGC